Molecule: messenger RNA, 4143 nt
Organism: Seminavis robusta
Lineage: Eukaryota; Bacillariophyta; Bacillariophyceae; Naviculales; Naviculaceae
Source: the annotation of a GenBank genome assembly
AACUACUGGUACAAGUACCGGUACCAUACUGUUCAAGGAAAUGCGGAAUCCUGAAGGAAGGACGCCCCAAAAACACACAAACCCAAACAAUGAUGAUCGAACAACGGGAGCCCGAUGUGGUCGAUGGAGAAGCUGCCAUUGAUGCUGAUAGCGACUCUUCGUCAGAUGAAUCCUUGGAACUCAUGAGUAACUCCGAAGCCAUGUAUAUUUUGGAAGAGAUUUUUGAGGCCUUCUUUACAGACCAAAUUGGUGGUCCUCCUCUUUCGGAUGAGUUUCCUCGGGAAAAGGUGUUGCAUAUCUUGUUGGAGACCAAUCCUGAUGUGCUCAGUUAUCGCUUUUUAAUCGGAAAUUCAGAUCUUGUAAGGCUGCCGAUUUCCUUUUUUAUGGAGGCAAGAGAAGAUCUGGAGACAAUUCAGAGAAUCCUUGAGCGGCGUGGUUAUCCUGGCGUCAAUAAUGAGAUGUGUUUGGAGGCACUCUGCGAUGCUUGCCGCUUUGGGUGCCAGCCAGACGUAAUGGAGUACCUGGUCAAAGUCAAUGCCUGUAGACAGCGUUUCAUGGGCCGUAUGUAUUGUACCCCACUGGAAAUUGUGCUGAGGGAUGAUUUGUCAGUUCGUAGGACGGAAGAAGAAAAGAUUCAAAUCCUCAAGCUGCUAUUGGGCAUCAAUGCAUCAGCCCUCUUGGAAAAUACCUGUGGACGUUGGAAUUAUAUGAUGGAUCAGGUGUUACGGGGUGACUUUGGUACAUCCAUUUUGCACUUUUUGUUUCAGGCAUAUGUGGAUAUUGGAAAUUCGGAGGAGGAAGAUGGAAGGUGGUUGGUAAUCAGUGACAGUUUUUUGACCAUUGGCCUCCCACAAGCUGAAGCUUUGGCAAUGGUACUCAGUAGGGUCUCUUCAUUUGUCUGUGAGCCAGGAGACUGGGACAACCAGGGGUUCGCUCACCUCAUGGGUGCAAUUUGUUCCAAUGAGACCAUUGGACAUCUAACCAUCGAACUACCCUUGCUCCUUUUCACCGAGGAAAACAACUUGGCAAGAGAGUCCCUACAAAAUAUGCUCACUGGAAACAACACAAUUGAAAACGCUGAUUUUAAUGCCGGUUAUGUUGCUGAAGAAGUGUUUCCGCCUGGUGAUGAUUGUCUUGCUGCGGUCCUGGCGUCACUUGUCGCCAACACAAGCAUUUUGGAUGCAACACUUCGCCGCUUUUGUCUAUCCAACUCACGGUCCCUUGCUGAGUUCAUGUCAAACUGUAGAGUACCCAAGCUUAAGCUUGAAAGCAUUACCAUUGACAUUGCCGAUGCUGUGGGACAUUACUUUGCCUUUGACGUCAAUGAUUGCAAUAUACAACACCUACAACUGCGAAAUGAUUUGAGGGACACAUGGUGCAACCAGAUGAUAAGAAAGCUAGAUGGUAUUCCCAAUCUCAGAGAAUUGUGUUUGGGCCACAUUUCUUUGGAAGGAGACCUAUAUGAUGUCAGUGAGCCACUGAUGGCGUCUAUUGGAAAAGAAGGUUAUCAAGGAAAGCUUUACAAGUUAACCCUUGAAAACACUGUAAUUGAUCUGGAUUCACUCACAGCAACUCUCAGAAACAACACUCUACUGCAAGAGCUUGAUAUCACGAAGUGCAACGAAAACAAUUACGGGGCUCUUCUGGGUUGCGUGGCUGACCACAUUGAAAAUCACAGUACCACGUUGAGUUGUGUCCACACAAAGUAUUCCUCUGAUGAUGAUGACGAGGACGACGAUGAUGUUGAAAUUCCAAAGGAGCUUGGCAAGAUUGACUUCUUGGUGGCACUCAACAGGUUCGGAAGGAGGGGAAAAGCCAUGUCAGACAAAACAACCUUGCCACAAUUUGUGGGCUUGCUUUGCGAUGUCGUCGCUGCUCCACACAGUUCCAUGUUGGAUGACCAUCUUGAACGUUUUCAUGGUGAUCACAAGCAUAACAUACAAUUUGGAUUGCUACGGCUGACACCUCACUUGUGGAGUAGUUCAGCAGGCUAAAAUGCACCAGUAGGCUCUGUUGUUCUGUCAACGCAAGGCAUCUACAGCAUGGCACUAAUUCUCUUACAUCCACCACAACCAAACAAUAGUGAAAUUCUCCCUGGUGACUUUUGUGGCUUCCUUAUGCAAACGCGGGCCGCAACCCAUCCUCAAAUUGUUUCAACUCUGGACUCUUGGAUCCAUACAGUUUCAUAAUGACCAAUCGUGCAAUAAUAGCCACUUGCCGCAAGCUGCCAAUCUUUUCCUUGCUGUCUGGUUGUCCCUUCCAGCUCUGAGCAUGAUGAGCAAUGGCCAAUAGUAGCUCGUCGGGUUUGACCAAUAGUUUGUCCUUGUCCGUGGAUGGAUAGAUGGUAUUUCUCAAUUCCUUGGCCCGGGCAGAAUCAUCCGGCAGCCCAAUGAGUUUCAAAACCAACCCUUGGCUGACGAGCUUCUGCGCCUCUGGAUCCGGUUUAGGUGGCUCUUCUUCUGAAGACGAUUCCUCUUCCGAUUCCUCUUCCGAUGUCUCUGGAGGAGGCGUUGGUGUUUUCGGAGGAGGCGUUGGCGGCUUUGGAGGAGGUGUCGGUGGUUUUGGAGGAGGCGUUGGUGGUUUUGGAGGAGGUGUUGGGGGUUUCGGAGGAGGUGCAGGAGCAGUUGCUACCACUACCACUGGCUUGGUUUCCUCCUUUUCUUUCUCUUCUGCCUUCUUUUUCCAGGCAGGAACAACAGGUGCUGGUCGCUGGACUGUUUCAUUCUUGACGGGUGCCGGUGAUUUCUUCCACGGUGGAACGGAUGUAGACGAUGACUCUUGUUUCUUUUGUUGCCAAGGUGGCACCUUGGCGGAAGUCGAUUCUUCGGUUACUGACUUCUCUUUCCAGGCAGAUACAGGUGAUGUUGCCGUGUCGUCGGGUUUCUUGUCUUCCGAAUGUUGCUUCUUGUUCCAAGGUAUCUUGCCCUUCGUGACCACAGGAGAUUUUUGCCAGGCUGGAACCGCAGAAGAAUUGAUCAUUUCAGAUUUCCUCUUCCAGGCAGGAACUGGUGAUCUUGGCGGGGGAUGUUCCGGAGCCGAAGCAGUGGUAGCUGUGGAUUGUCUAUUCCACGCAGGCUUGUUGGUUGUUGGACUUUCUGGCACAUCUUUUUUCUCUGGUUCUUGCUUGGGUACUUCCAAUUCCCUAUUGACUUUCGGCGGUGAUGAAGGCGCCGCUUCCUCACCUUGAGCGCCUUCGUGUAAUUCUUUGUUCUUCAGCAUUGCAUCUCGAUGCCGUUUCCAUUCCGGUAUAUCAUCACCUCCUUUCCUUUCCCAGGCAUUGGAUGUCUUUUCUUCGGAAGGUGCCAAAAUAGACGGAUCUACUUCUGUCGGCGACGCAGUGGAUGAUGUUGCUGCCUGUCGUUGUUCUUCUUCACUCGCUGUAGAUCGUCGUUUGAUGGCGCCAUGACCCUCCAAGUCAAAAGGACCAUGUCGAAUCGCCGUACCCGACUCUGUAUGGCGUAAUUUUUUCUUGGCCCAGUUUGGUUUUUCCCAGGCAUUCCGUUCCGAUCGAGCGUACAUGCGGUUGUCGACGGGACUGCUCAAAGCCCGAGCUCGAUCCCACCCCGGCUCAAACUGAUCUUCCAUUUCCGGUGGUAGAUAUCCCGAUUCGACCAUUUGGGCGGCUGUAUAGCGCACAUCUGGUUCAUCAAUCACGUAAAAGUAGCCUUCCGAAGUUAUAUGCCAUCGAGGUUGGCCCGUUUCACCCGUACAAAAACUAGCAUCCACAAUGCCAUCACUGGCUUGGAAUCCUGGUAACGCAUACGGCCCUUCACCCGACAAGGAUCCGCCUCCUUCACUCCCGUGUUCUGGACUUAGGGCUCCAAAACGAUCCUCCAGGGCGGCAAUGCGAGCCUUUUCCCGACGAUACUCCAUCUCCACCGCAUCGAAAUCCAAGACAUGAUGGGGCGUCACUUCACCCCACCAGUCUGGCAUCAGAGCGGCUCCCCAGGGGAGACUCGGAUCUUCCGCAAAGUCUUGUAGUCCCGUCGCCAUGGUCGAUUGUCGUCUGUCUCUUGGUUGAAUGAAUCGAAUGGAAUCGAAUCUGGAUGAUGAUCAAGCAGAGCUGCUUUCCAGAGCGGAAGAGAUAAGCAGUCGAGUCGUCUAUUUAUUGUUUCAUGGAACAAAGGCAGGGUUGCAAGGACC